This is a messenger RNA of Mus musculus (house mouse), 4659 nucleotides long. It is a transcript of the gene Zfp473, whose product is annotated as zinc finger protein 473. Lineage: Eukaryota; Metazoa; Chordata; Mammalia; Rodentia; Muridae. The transcript has 5 exons. The record is from RefSeq and is a predicted model, not a curated record. Gene Ontology annotation, molecular function: sequence-specific double-stranded DNA binding. Gene Ontology annotation, cellular component: nucleus. Bases 1232 to 3910 code for a protein of 892 amino acids. Gene Ontology annotation, biological process: negative regulation of DNA-templated transcription; regulation of DNA-templated transcription.
CCAUUGUUAAAAGACAACCAAGGAAACUUGUAUUUGAACUUGUGAAUAUGAAAGUGGAUCAUAUAGUGGAAUGUCUUUUAUUAGGGUUAGGCUGGUUUACAAGAACUCCACUGGUUAAUGUUAGGACAAUGGCAUAGCAAGGAGAGGAAAUCUGAAGCGUUUAGUCACUGGAGAGCGAGUUUAGAUAAGGAAGUAGCAGAAGGUUACACCUGUGAAAGGUUACAUAGGAACUUGUGUAUCGUUAUCAUGAAGUCUGCGAGCAAGGCAGACCUGUCUGACUUUGGUAAGAGAUCUGGUAGUCUUAGCUAGUUAACAAAUUGACUAAUGAGCUAAUAUAGUUGUGGAUUACCUUAGAGUAAGGAGUUAAGUCUGUUUUCUAGCCAUCAAGCUUAGCUGUCAAAUCUGGGAAGAAUAAAUUAUAAUCUAGGUGUCAUGUAUUAAUUAAAAUGACAGAGGUUGGUCUAUAGUCCAAAAAGUUUCCAGGUCCCUGUGGUCUCCAUGGCAACUUGGGCAGAGUCGGUCUGUCAGGCCCAGAAGAUGAAAAACUUUUUCCUGCAGAGUAAAUACGUUUGAAAUGAGAAAUGACCAACCUUGACUUAAGCAUUAUAAGACAUUUGACUCUCAGGGUAUCUUGUUUGUCCACAGUAUAGACCAGGCCCUGGCAGGGGACAAGGCAAUGGAUUGGUGCUUCUCAGUGGUUGUCAUAUCACAAUCCAGCAGUCUUGUCACUGUGUCCAUUAUCUUCUCGGAGACCUUGGGGAGUCACUAUUAGGCUUUGGAAGUCUCUGUCUGUCAUAAACUUAAACGUUAUUAUAUUUAGCAGAUUUCUGUAUUUAAGGCAGUGAUCUUUAACCUUUUACUGUUUAGAAAUCUCAGCCUUAGCGCCAUCUUCCUUGAAACUAUUGCGCCAUGAGUGGCAGAAAAAGCAAAGCGCUAGAGAGGAAAGAUGAGGCAGCAGUUCAAGUAUCUUAGAACAGCAGAGACAGGCAUCCAGAUGAAUCUGAGCGGAACAGUGCAGCUCGCUUGGCGGCCUGUGGUGGCCGCUGUGGCCGAGCAAAGUCCCUGCAAGAAGGGCGGGAUGGAUGGCUGUGGGAAGGCGGAGCGGUUGCGGCAACAAGCUCAUGUUGGGACUUGUCCUGCUACUUGUGAUAUUUUGGAGACACAUUCAGCAUGAACAGGAAGUCAGCCAUAGAAGGAUGGAAGACUUUCUGCAGCUCUGCUAGCGGGGACCAUGGAGAGGAAGGAGGACGACCUUAAAGGAGGUUGCUGGAAUCAGCCAGCUGUGGCUGAGGAGUUUGAGACCCUCAAGGAUUUAGCCAUGGAUUUCACCGUGGAAGACUGGAAAGACCUGGAGUCAGAGUGGGACCAGAGAGACCUGUUCUGGGAUGUGACGCUGAACCACUACCAGGACAUGUUCUCAUUUACAGAUACUUCGCAACCCAGCCUGACUUCCCAGCCAGAUGUCAGGGAAGAGCUGGAAGCCACCAGUACUGAAGUGCCUGAGACCAAGAGCUCUCCUUUGCAGAGUGGUUUCGUAGAAGAAGACUUCUCCCAGAUUAUGGAGAUAUUUUCCAACGGGCAACUCAACUUUGAAGCCUGUAUAGGUGAGGAUUGGCUAAAUAGUUUUCUCGGAGAUCCAGAAAGUCUUCCAAGACCUGACAUCAGCGACAAGGAAAGCCCCGCGGAUCAUCAGAGUCCUGAGUCCAAGAGCGGCCUCAGUCCUGGGCCUCCCCUUUGCACAAGAGAGGAUGCUGUGAUGUCUGCUAGUCCUGAAAAGACCCUCACUCCAGUGAUACUGAAGGAAUCCAGGAGUGACCUGAGCCAGGAGGACUCUGUCCAGGGACACGAGAAGCCAUAUAAGUGUAGUGAGUGUGGGGAAAGCUUCAGCCAGAGUCACCACCUCAUCCAGCACUGGGUUCUCCACACCUCAGGGGAGCCUCCUAUAUGGCGAGAGCAGCAGCGAGGUCUCAGCCAGGGUGCUCACUUUCCCAUGUGUCCAGGGACUCCAGCAAGCUAUGAAUCCUACACGUGUCAGGAGUGUGGGAAAAGGUUUAGUCAGAAUGUGUACCUCCAGUGGCAUCAGAAAAUCCACACUGGAGAAAAACUUUGUAAAACUCAAAGUGACAGCAACCUAGAAGGGCUCUCUAGGAGUCCGAGUGUCGAGCCAGGAAAGCAGCGGCUGAGUAAAGACACUGACUCAGCAAAACCGAGUACCAUUCACGGUCAGGACCAGGAAAAACCACCUACUGGUGAAAGUCGUGACCAAGAAAACCUGCAUGAGAGCCAGCCUGGUGACAGGCCAUCCGUUCUUCAUCCAAAGCCUCUUAGGCAUCAGAAGACUCCUACAAACGCUAAGUGCUUCAGAUGUAAGAAGUGUGGGGAGACAUUCAGUGGGGCCUUUCAUCUAGCUAAACACCAGAGAGCCCAUGCUCAGAGACUCUACAAGUGCGCUUCGUGCCCUGCCGUCUUCAACCUAAGCAAGCAUUGCUUCCAGCAUCGCAAGUCACAUUUCCCCAGCGCGGCCUGCGAGUGUCAGGGAUGCAGAAAGAGCUUUAAUUGGCGGUCAUCACUCAUUAAGCACCAGGCUAUUCACAAAGGAGAGAAGCCGUACAAGUGUGAUGAAUGUGGUAAAGCUUUCAACCACUCCUCCACCCUGAAGAUCCACCAGAGGAUCCACAGUGGACAGAAGCCUCACAAAUGCAGUGAGUGCGGGAAAGCCUUCUGUCGGAGAACAGAUCUUACUGAGCAUCAGCGAGUCCACUCGGGCUUCAGACCCCAUCAGUGUCCCGUGUGUGCCAGGACUUUUAACCGACCUUCACACUUAGUUCGACACCGGCUGAGACAUGCUGAAGAAAGGCACUUUGGCUGUGCUAAAUGCAAGGAGACCUUCAUCUAUAAAGAACAGCUAGAGCGGCACAAUAAAAUCCACACCAUCGAGGGCUUGUAUGAGUGUAAGCAGUGUGGAGAACACUUCAUUUGCAGGUCAACUCUGAAUUGCCACCUGAGCAUACACAUUAGAGAAAAUACAAGUGAGAAAGUUGUGGGUCAGAACUCACAGCACACUGAAAAAUGCUUUAAGAAUACCAAGUGUAGAAAAGCCCCUAACCACAGCAGAUACCUAGGGCAGCAUGAGAAGAUUCAUGCCCAGGUGACAUCCGGUGAGUGUGACCCAUGUGGGGAAACCUAUGACCAGAGUGUGCAGCCCAUUUGCCAUCAGAGCAUCUGUGCUGGUGUGAAACCAAGUGAAUGCGCUGAGCCUGAGAAAUGCACGCGAAACACCUCUGCCAGUGAGCACCAUCCUUCCCAAAGGGAACCAUCCUUCAAGUGUGACAUAUACAACAGGGCCUUCAAACAGCGUGCCCACCUUUCAAAACAUCAGUUGAUUCACAUCACUGAGAAGCCCUUUAAAUGCAACGAAUGUGACAGAGCCUUCAAGCAGAGUAACUACCUCAUUCAGCAUCAGAAGACUCACACUGCAGAGAAGCACUUUGAAUGUAGCGAGUGUGGGAAAACAUUUCAUCAGCGAUCAUGCCUUUCUAAGCACCAGAAAAUCCACUCAGGGGAGAAGCCCUUUAAGUGUGGUGACUGUGGGAAAGCCUUCAUCUCUGGUGCCCAGCUCAUCCGACACCAGAGAAUUCACACUGGGGAGAAGCCGUACGUCUGCCAGGAAUGUGGGAAAACCUUCAGCCAGAGCUCGUGCCUUACCCUUCACCUUAGAAUUCACACUGGGGAGAAGCCGUACACAUGCGGCACGUGCGGGAAAGCCUUUGCUCAGAGAGCAAACCAGAGGAAGCACGAGAGAAUUCACACUGGGGAGAAGCCCUAUGCCUGCGGGCUGUGUGGGAAGGCCUUCGGCCUCCGCACCCAUCUCCAGCAACACCAGAGAAUUCACACCAAGGCCAAACCAUAGAGUUCAGACUACUGUCAGGACGCCUGACAGCUCCACUGCUCUGAGCAAACGUCAGAAACUUUACACUUGUAGCAAGUAACACUGCCGAGAGCCGCUUGGUUACAGCGGAGUCCCAUACUUCUGAAGGCCUUCAUUUGAAGCCAGCCAUUGAAACCAACCCAUUGCAAACCUCUGCUCUCUAUAAGUUCUAAUAAAAAUUGCUGAGGCAGAUUGUACAGACGCAUUUCAUCUAGACCCGCGGUUCUCAACUUUCCUGAUGCUGCGACCUUUUAAUACCUCAUGCUGUGGUGACCUCCAACCAUAAAAUCAUUCUGUUGCUACCUCAUAACACUAAUUUUGUUUCUGUUAUGAAUCGUACUGUGAAGUUUUCCAGUGGUCUCAGGAGAUCCCUGUGAAAGGGUUUUUCCACCCACAAAGGGGACAAGACCCACAGGCUGAUUUCAGAAGCUAUGUAAUGUCAGGAUUUGGUGGUAGACUUUAGAGCCGGUCCACCUGGAUAGAAUUCCAGUUCUGUCUUCCUAAUUAGCCUUGGAAAAAUCAGAAAAGCUUAUUAGUUUCCUCAUCUGUAAAAUGUGCAUAAUAUCCAUAUUCCUCAGGGCUAUGGUGAGGAUUAAAUUUUGAGCAUCUGAUACCUGGCACACAGGAAAUGUUUGCUAUUGAUGAAGUGUGGAUGAGUGUCUAACUAUCUAGUACAAAUAUAAUUUUAUGAUAAAGACAAGAAAUAAAGUGUUCGCUGUGGUUAAUGUUCA